Molecule: messenger RNA, 2263 nt
Organism: Panicum virgatum (switchgrass)
Lineage: Eukaryota; Viridiplantae; Streptophyta; Magnoliopsida; Poales; Poaceae
Product: homeobox protein ATH1-like
Exons: 5
Coding region: 215-1792 (525 amino acids)
Biological process (GO): regulation of transcription by RNA polymerase II
Molecular function (GO): RNA polymerase II cis-regulatory region sequence-specific DNA binding; DNA-binding transcription factor activity, RNA polymerase II-specific
Source: RefSeq, a predicted model, not a curated record
GGGCGCCAGCACCUUGCCAUUGCUUCUUGGGAGAAGCAGGGGACCCUCCAUGUUUCUGAUGGUGUCUGUGUCUUUGUGAGGGAGAGAGAGACCCAGGCCAGAUAAACCUCUGGACCCAGCAGUGUCAAGAUCACGGAGAGAGAGGGGUCUGCUCCCUGGAGGCUUGUGUGCUGAAAUCGCAUAUUUUUUUGGGAUUUCCUGACCUGCAACUACAAUGGCGAGUAAUCCGUCGACGUUUGCGGCAAUCGGGGCGGAUGCCAUGACCGGCGGCUACUUCAUGGCGGGCGGUGGAGGCGGCGGCGGCGGCAUGAUGAGCGCCGAUGCGCCGCACUUCCACCCCAGCUUACUUAUUGAGCACGGCGGCUUCGGCUUCGGCGACGCGGCGGUCGGCGCCGCCGCGGCGCCGUCGGACCUGGGCGCGAACUACGCGGCAAACAACGCCAUGCUGGCCUCUUUCGCCAGCCAGCUCUUCGCUACCGCCGCCGCGCCGCCGCUGGAUGAUCACUUCGGCGGGAGGACGCCACCGGAGGAGAUGGGAGCGGGAUAUGGAGCUGGCAGCGGUGGAAGCUCGGCGGCGAACCUGCAGUGCCCCGGCCACUCGAGCGCCAUGGCGGUUUGGUCGUCGUCAUCGUCGUACAAGAAGCUGGCCGGCACUUGGAUCAGCGCCGGCGGGUCCAGUGCCGUCUCGGUCCACGAGCCGUACUACCUCGCCGCCGGAGUCCCCGACGUCGCCGGUUUCCACUAUCCGCUUAUCGCCGCCGCCGCCGCCGCCAAUGCGUCGGCGUCGAGCGAGUUGUCGCUGACCCUGUGCUCCAAGUCGUCCCCGGACAGCGCGCUCAAUGCCGCCAAGCAGUGCUCGUCGGGAGCGAGCCGCUCUGCGCUGACCGAGCUGCCGCAGGCGCGCCCCCGGCCGGCGCACUUCUCCGUGGUGGUGGCGCGCUCGCGGUACGCGGCCGUGGCGCAGGAGGUGCUCAACGACGUCGCCGGCCACCUGCUGGACGGCGUCGCGGACGCGGCCGCUGACUCGUGCAGCGGCGGCGCGAGGCCGGCGAGCGGCUCGGUCGGCGCGCCGUCCGUGGUGAGCUCCAACCGGCUCAUGGCCUCGUCCCAGGACGGCGGCGAGGCGCAGAGGGUCAGGAGCCACCUCCUCAAGAUGCUUCACCUGAUGGAUGAGAAAUACAACCAAUGCUUGGACGAGAUCCAGAGCACGACGGCCAAGUUCAACGCGCUGAUGCAACCGGGCGCCGCCGGCGUCGUCAGCAGCGGCAGCAUCCGCGCGGCGUUCGCGCACCGCGCCGUGUCGGCGGUGUACCGCGGCCUGAGGCAGCGGAUCGCCGGCGAGAUCAUCGCAGCGGCGAGCCGGGCCGUCGGCUGCUGGGGCGAGUCGUCGUCGUCGGUGACGGCCGCCAGCGACGCAGAGCGGAGCUGGGAGUCGGCGUUCAUCAGGAAGCACUGGGCGGCGCAGCAGCUGCGGCGCGGCGAGCAGCAGUGCUGGCGGCCGCAGCGCGGCCUGCCGGAGAAGUCCGUGGCCGUGCUCAAGGCGUGGAUGUUCGAGAACUUCCUGCACCCGUACCCGAAGGACCAUGAGAAGGACGUGCUGGCUUCAAGAAGCGGCCUCACCAGGAACCAGGUGUCGAACUGGUUCAUAAACGCCCGCGUCCGGCUGUGGAAGCCCAUGAUCGAGGAGAUGUACAAUGACCUGAAGAAGAGCUCGGGUGUUGGAGGGCAGGGGACGGCAAUGGAGCCUCACACGAGCAAGCGUCGAAUCUGCGAGGUAGAAGAAGGCCAGUGAACUCCCUGGCCUGCAUCAGGAGCUGCUCUUUCUAGCACCCAGCUCCUGCCAUGCUGCCGUUGCUCUAUUAUUGGCCCUUGUAAUUUCGUUCUGUUAUGUACAUAAAUAUCAUUGCCAAUGCCAGCAUUUCCAAAUAGAUCAUCAGAGUAUCCUGGUUAAUUCACUUGGACGAGAGACAGGGGAAUACUGCUGAAUGACUUGAGCGUGAAUACUGCCAAAUAGUUGGUCAUUCAGAAGGUGAUUUUAAGGGUUUGUUUGGCAGAGCUCCGGCUCCUUCAAAAACAGCUCCGGCUCCGGCUACUUUAGUGAAGCGGUUUUUUGGCUUUUUUGAUGGAGUUGAAGUCAUUUUAGAAAACGUUUGGCAAAACGGUUUCAUUUAUUUGAUUGAAGUUGUAAAAUGUCUAAACUAUCCUUCCCUAUAUUUUUACUUUUUCUUUUUUCUUUUUAUGUUUUCCUUUAUUUUUCUUUCUA